Messenger RNA from Puccinia triticina, 555 nucleotides. RefSeq lists its product as uncharacterized. Lineage: Eukaryota; Fungi; Basidiomycota; Pucciniomycetes; Pucciniales; Pucciniaceae. Bases 1 to 555 code for a protein of 184 amino acids. The transcript has a single exon. The record is from RefSeq and is a predicted model, not a curated record.
AUGGAAGGGUUCCUUGAGGCGUGUCAGUUACCAAAAGAAGAUGUGAUCACUCGCGGUCUGAUGCUGCUGUACCACAUCAGGAGGUGGGAGUUUUCCCUGAGCGUGUCCGCCCAGGAAUUAAAAGACAAAUUCUGGUUCCCCUUUGCAAUAGCAUGCCAGCUUGUAAAUGGCGCCCGGGACUUGCUACCAACACAUGUCCAGGGGCAUGAGGCACCUGGGAAACCGUCUUCCAUACCUGCUGCCGCUGCAGGCGGCACCCCCACCACUAAAGCUCCAAAGACGCCGGCCCUGCCGGCCCUGAAGACAUCUGAUCAUCCCGUAAUUACCCCGGUUACGUUAGGUCCGGCCACUUCCGAUCAACUCGAUCAGCCUAUGAAUUCCAUUGCCCACCCCACCAGCUUGGGUGUGUCGGACCCUCACGUCACGGACAUCCCAGGCCCAGUUGGCUCUGCAGAAAUCCCAGGCCCUGAUGCAUCUACCGCGCCAAGCACAGUCAAACCAGAAUUGUCAAUGGCCAUCCCCGCCCCGGUGGUUAGUCCUUCCCCUGAGAUAUGA